Molecule: messenger RNA, 3159 nt
Organism: Musa acuminata AAA Group (dessert banana)
Lineage: Eukaryota; Viridiplantae; Streptophyta; Magnoliopsida; Zingiberales; Musaceae
Product: auxilin-related protein 1-like
Exons: 8
Coding region: 146-2953 (935 amino acids)
Biological process (GO): clathrin-dependent endocytosis; clathrin coat disassembly
Cellular component (GO): vesicle; intracellular membrane-bounded organelle; cytoplasm
Molecular function (GO): clathrin binding
Source: RefSeq, a predicted model, not a curated record
UUCGUAUUUUUCGUGUUCCCGAAACCCGACCCACCUUUUCCUCUCUCUCUCUCUCUCUCUCUCUCUCUCCGGUCAAUAUCCGCCCCUUCCCAUCAGUUCUGUCACCCCGGUGAUCGAUCGACGAUCACCGACCGCCUCCUCCUCAAUGGACGAGUUUUCCGGCAUCCUCGAUCGUGAUUUCGGGCUCCGGUCGCAGGGCAAGUCUACCCCCAUAGCCUCCCCCAGCACCGCCGCCACCGUAGGAGGAGGGCGCGGAGAAGGCCCAAACCUUUGGUCCGUCCGGGACGGAUCCUCUGACUCGACCUCCUCGUGGGAGAAUCCAUCAUCCGGCUGGAACUCCGCCUCGAUCGGCGAUCCCUUCCUCCGGGAUCGCGGAGCUGGCAUCUCGAAGGAUUAUGAUUAUGUCUUCGUAGGCGUUCCUACGAACUCGAGUUGGUCCUCUCGUGGACAGUAUGCCUCGUCUUCAUCGCCGUCGAACUUUGACUCCAUAUUCAACGGCUUUGCGGAUUCCGGGACGAAGUCCUCGUCAUCUUUGCCCGUGUACGAUAAGCCGGUAUAUGACGACGAUAUAUUCGACGGGGUUCCUGGCACGAAGAGCUCGUCAUCGGUUAAGUAUGACGAUGCUUUUGCUUCCCUUUCAUCAGGAUCUAAUCAUGUUUCCGCACCACCGUAUGAGGAUCUCCUUGAGAACCUGGGGAAGCAAAUGCCGGAGUCAAGGGCUGGUAGUGAUAAGAGAUCUGGGGAGAAGGAGGAGCAGGAUAUGUCAGGGUUCGAUGAGCUAAUUCCUGGAUUCGGUAGGAGCAGUCCACCGAAGAAAAGGGAAGACCAAGAGGUUAGCCAACAGAUGUCAGAUAUCUCAUUAGAUAAACCAGCUACCAGCAAGUCUGAAGAUUCCUUUGUUAUUUUAGAAUCAGUAUCUAACUCAAAAUAUUCAUCAUCUGGGUUGUUCUCUAACCCUUUAAAAAAUAUUAGUGAGCCUAUGAACUUUGGAAGCAUGCGAGUUGACACUUCUCCUGUUAGUGAGACAAUAUUUGAUGAUGUUAAUGCUUUUGAUGGAAUCUCAAAAUCAGUGCCACUAUCGCAGCAGGUGCAGUCUACAAAAUCUUCUGACUUGCAAAAUACUGUUGGUAGAAAUGGUAUUCAAAAUAUGGACACCUAUGGAAAAAACACCACGGUGGAUCAAUCCCCAGAGUUUAAUCAGCCUAUUGAAACCAGAGAUGACAUCUGGCUUACUGUUUCAGAAAUUCCCCUUCAGACUCAACCUACCAGUGCUCCGCCACCUUCAAGACCGCCACCUCCACUUGUCAUCAAGAAAGCUCCUCUUGGUGCUUAUACAAAAAGGAAGGAAAAUGAGUCUUUCCAUGAUUCUACGCAGAGCCAUCCUUACAAUGAAAAAUCAGCUAAGCCAGCUUCAGUUGAUGAACUUGAAGAUUUUGCUAUGGGUAAACCUAAAACAUAUACUCAAGUAACUCAACAUCACGAAGACUUUUUCUUCAACGGAGAAGAAUUACAGAAACAAUUAGCUGCAGAAGCUGCUAUGAAGGAGGCCAUGCAUAGAGCUGAGGCAAGGUUCAAACAUGCUAAGGAGGCUAGGGGAAUAGAUCGUGGUGCCAAAGUUUCAAGGAACGAAGAAUAUAUAGAUGAAAAAAAAAAUCUAGAUGGUGAGGAUCUAGAAGACACACAGAGACAAGAAGGAUCAGACCACGAGCGAACACUGAAGGAAAGGGAGGGAAAAGAAGAGGAAAAGAGACUAGAAAAGGAGAGAGAGCAAGAAGUUGAUAGGGAAAGAGAAAAGGCUAGACAAGCUGCAGCAAGGGCUAUAAGAGAGGCAAGGGAUAGAGCAGGUGCUGAAGCUCGACUAAAAGCUGAGAGGGCAGCUGCUGAAACACGUCAACGAGCUGAGAGAGCAGCAGUGCAGAGAGCAGCUGCUGAGGCACGUGAAAGGGCUGCAGCAGUGGCUAUAGAAAGAGCUGAAAAGGCAGCUGUAGAAGCGAGGGAAAAGGCUGCUGCAGAAGCAAAGGAAAGGGAAAGGGCUGCUGCAGAAGUGAGGGAAAAGGCAGCUGCAGAGGCCAGGGAAAAGACUGCUGCAGAAGCAAGGGAGAAGGCUGCAGCUGAAGCACGAACUGCCGUAGAGAGAGCCGCAGCAGAAGCACGGCUAAGAGCCCAAAGAGCUGCAGUAGAAAGAGCUGCCGCAGAAGCUCGGGAAAGGGCUGCUGCAGCAGCUCGAGAAAGGGCUGCUACUUCUGCUGCUGCCGCUGUCAGAGAACAUCAGAAAGUAGAAAAUGAUCUAGAGUCGUUCUUCAGCAUGGGUGGUGCUCGAGCAAGUAGUGCACAUACCUCAUCAGAAACUAUGUUUGAUGUUAAAGAUCAGAACAAAGGGAGUUCUGAUGGAACAAGGAGAACAUCCUCAGGUUCCUCAUCUACCAUUAGAAAGGCAUCUUCCACAACUAAUAUUGUUGGUGACCUGACUUCCAUUUUUGGAGGCCCUCCAUCAUCUGGCAAAUUUCAAGAAGUUGAAGGAGAGAGUGAAAAAAGAAGAGCAGCCAGACUUGAGCGUCAUCAGAGGACACAGGAACUUGCGGCAAAAGCUCUGGCUGAGAAAAAUGAGCGUGAUAUGCAAAUUCAGAGAGAGCAGGCUGAAAGACAUAGGAUUGCUGAAGCAUUAGAUAUAGAGAUAAAACGAUGGGCUGCUGGAAAAGAAGGCAAUUUGCGUGCCUUGCUAUCAACACUACAAUAUGUGCUUUGGCCUGAAUGCGGCUGGCAACCUGUAUCUUUGACUGAUUUGAUUACUGCUGCUGCGGUCAAAAAGGUUUAUAGAAGAGCUACUUUGUGCGUCCAUCCUGAUAAGGUGCAGCAAAAAGGUGCAACUCUUCAACAAAAGUAUAUUGCUGAGAAGGUUUUUGAUCUCCUCAAGGAAGCUUGGAACAAGUUAAACUCUGAAGAACUCUUUUAACAAGUCCACGAGAUGACUCCCUGCUACAUGAGCUACUGCAAGGAUAAGUAUGUGAUCAUAUUGAGUAAAGCCUUAGUGUGCUCUUUAUUUAUUAUAUUCUUUGUACUUCCUGUAUGAGUUGAUCAGUGUUGCCCUAUAGACGCCUGCUGCAGUAUAAAUCAGUUUUCUGUUUGACUGAUGGAAAUGAAUGUCCCUUUUUUUUUUUC